AUGUCUAGUCAGCGUCUUGUCCUAGGCCUCCCACGUGUCUUGCCGUCGCUGCCGCCUUCGCUUGCGCCGCCGUGUGGUCCCUGCGUCGAGGGUCGGCUGCGCGCCGCCCCUCACUCCUCCUCCCUUCGUCCGGCCACCGAGCCUUUUGAGACGCUUCACUUGGACGUCUGGGGCCCCGCCCCUCGUCUAGGCCCUGAGCAUGAGCGCUACUUUCUGGUGGUCGUUGACGACUUCUCCCGCUACACCACAGUGUUCCCUCUGGCGAAGAAGUCUGAGGUGACUUCUACGCUGAUCAGGUGGUUGCUCACCACCGAGGACACUCGUGGUCGUCGUGUCAGCUGCCUCCACUCCGACCGUGGGGGUGAGUUUCGCUCCGGCAUUCUCGCUGGAUUCUGUCGCGAGCAGGGCAUUCGUCAGUCCUGGACGCUUCCAGAGUCCCCACAGCAGAAUGGGGUUGCUGAGCGCCGCAUAGGCCUGGUCAUGGAGAUCGCCCGCACCUCCCUGACUCACGCCUGUGCCCCCCAUUUUCUGUGGCCCUACGCGGUCAGGUACGCCGCGCACCAGCUGAACCUCUGGCCACGUGUCUCUCGACCAGAGGUUUCACCGACCAGUCUUUGGACAGGGUCCCCUGGUGUUGCGUCGCGGUUUCGUGUCUGGGGGUGCUUGGCUCUUGUCCGCGACACCUCCGCGGACAAGCUCUCACCUCGUGCCGUCCCCUGUGUCUUCCUUGGUUUCCCUGAGGACUCCUCUGACUUCACCUUUUACCACCCUCCCUCUCACCGGUUCUUUGACUCCCGUGACGUCCGUUUCGAGGAGUCCACUCCGUACUACGUCAGGUACCCCAGUCGAGGUCUCCAGGUUCCUCCUCCCCCCCUCUUCCUGACUGCCGCUCCCCCUCCUGUUCCCCCGGUACAGCCUCCCCCCCCUGGUCCAGCCCCGUCGGGUGUGUCCCAGGCUACCCCUCCUCCUUUGGUAGCCUCUCCGGUACAGCCUCCCUCCCCACAGUCCUCCUCGCAGCGUGCCGCAGGUGCUAGCUCUCGAGAGGUUGGUGCUGCGCCUGUUCCUGUACCGGUUUCUGGUUCUGGGGGUGGUGGAGUUGGAGCUGGAGUUGGAGCUGGAGUUGGAGCUGGAGUUGGCACUGGAGUUUCUGGUUCUGGGGGUGCUGGGGUUGGAGUUGGAGUUGGAGCUGGAGUUUCUGGUUCUGGAGUUGGAGCUGACCCGGUGGGUGCAGAGGACUCUUGUCGUCCGGGAGCUGGUGCUGGUCGCGCGGACACUGGGGGUGAGAGUGCGCCUCCUUCGGGUUCUGGUGAGCCUGGGUCUGGAGCUGGUGUUAGUGCUGCCUCUGGGGGUGCUGGCGUUGGAGAGAGAGGAGAGGGAGUUACAGCGGCUGGAGGAGCAGCAGCAGUAGCUGGAGCCGCAGGAGCAGCAGCAGCAGCAGCUGGACCCGCAGGAGCAGCAGUCCCAGCAGCAGCCGCUUCCGCAGCAGCAGCAGUCGCAGCAGCAGCAGCAGCAGCCACUUCCUCCUCCUGUCUCGGUUCUCCGCCUUUGUCCUCUCCUCCUCCGUCUCGUUCUUGGGCUACUCGUCGCUCCCCUCGUGCUCGUCCCUCGUCUCCUGUUCCCUUCACUGACCUUCGUACUGCCUUCCUUCUUUCUAGUCCACCUCGUCCGUCUCAGUCUGUGCUUCCGUCUCCUCCUGAGUCGGCCCUCACUGUGUCGCUCCCUACUCCUGUCACUGACUACUACCGCACGUACCGUCCUGUUCUCUCUCGUGUUCUCGCCUCUCUUGUUACUCACCCUCGUACCUCUGUGUCCUCUGUGUCCGCUCUUACUGCCGCAGUUACUGACUUUGCCUCUACCCGCCGCCUUGACUACGCCACCACGCUUGUGGCUGCUCCUCCUACCAGUCCUCUGGCCGUCGGGGGUGUGUCUGCCCUUGGCUGUGACGCCCUAGAGGACAGGCAGUUUGAGCUAGAGUUCCUGGCGGCCGCUUCCCCUCAUCUCUGUGCCAUGCUCCUCGCCCCUGAGGGUGACCCCGACGCCCUUGACAUUCCGACUCCUCGCACUUACGCUGAGGCAGUGUCAGGGCCUUGGGCCUCUCAGUGGAGAGCUGCCAUGGACGCAGAGAUGGCCUCCUACAGAUCCACAGGCACCUACGUCGAUGAGGUUCCCCCCCCUGGGGCGAACGUAGUCGACGGCAUGUGGAUCUACAGGGUGAAGCGGCCACCGGGAUCUCCCCCGGUCUUCAAGGCGCGCUACGUGGCUAGAGGUUUCAGUCAGCGCGAGGGAGUUGACUUCUUUCAGAUCUUCGCACCUACCCCGAAGAUGACCACUCUUCGGGUGUUACUACACGUAGCAGCACAGAGAGACUACGAGUUACACUCUCUCGACUUCUCCACUGCUUUCCUUCAGGGCAGCCUACACGAGGAGGUCUGGUUGCGUCGUCCCUCGGCCUUCACUGGCACCUUCCCUCCUGGGACCCAGUGGAGGCUGAGGCGACCUGUUUACGGUCUUCGCCAGGCCCCUCGUGAGUGGCACGAAACUCUGCGUUCUACCCUCUCUGACCUUGGGUUCCAGCCGUCUUCUGCCGACCCGUCGCUGUUCGUUCGUCGUGGCUCCACACCGUUCUUUGUUCUGGUUUACGUCGACGACCUCGUUUUCGCCACUCCGGACAGGGUUGCUUUGGCAGACGUGAAGUCCGAACUGCAGAAGAGACACACGUGCACUGAUCUUGGUGAGCUGCGCCACUACCUUGGCCUGCAGAUCACCAGGGACAGAGCCGCUCGCACCAUUACACUCUCACAGUCACACAUGGUGCAGCAGGUCCUUCAGCGGUUCGGGCUUCAGCACUCCACCGUACAGCGCACACCUCUCGCUGUUGACCACAGACUCACUGGUCCCUUUCCUGACGAGCCGUUUGAGCCUAGUGGUCCCUACGCAGAGCUUGUGGGUUGCCUCAUGUACCUGAUGACUUGUACUCGCCCGGACCUCGCCUUCCCUCUCAGCAUCCUUGCGCGCUUUGUUGCGCCAGGGAGACACCGUCCUGUUCACUGGACGGCAGCUGUAAGGGUGGCGAAGUACCUAGCGACUACAUCAGGCGUGGGGCUAGUUCUUGGAGGGCAGCAGUCUGUCAUACUCACUGGUCACUGUGACUCCUCUUACGCUGACGACGCUGAGACUCACAGGUCUACUCAGGGGUACUGUUUCAGUCUGGGUUCUGGAGCUGUUUCCUGGCGUUCCACGCGCUCCUCUUCUGUCUCGACCUCUACAGCUGAGGCUGAGAUUUACGCUGGUGCCAUGGCGGCACAGGAGUUGCGUUGGUUGACCUUCUUGCUCGCCGACCUUGGUGAGCGGCCGAGCUCUGCACCGACCUUGCUCACUGACAACAAGGCGUCGAUCCUCCUCUGUCGUGAGCCGCGACUGGAGAGCAGAGUGAAGCACAUUCACGUCAGGUACUUUCUUCUGCGGGAGUUGCAGAGACGUGGACAGGCUCGCUUCGAGUUUGUGGAGUCCGAGGCCAACACUGCAGACAUCUUCACCAAGGCGCUUCCGCCUCGUGACCACCAGAGGUGUUGUGUGCAGUUAGGCCUUGUUGACACAGGUUCUAGUCAUGUGUAG
Messenger RNA from Closterium sp. NIES-65, 3615 nucleotides. Lineage: Eukaryota; Viridiplantae; Streptophyta; Zygnematophyceae; Desmidiales; Closteriaceae. The record is from the annotation of a GenBank genome assembly.